Molecule: messenger RNA, 2322 nt
Organism: Saccharomycopsis crataegensis
Lineage: Eukaryota; Fungi; Ascomycota; Saccharomycetes; Ascoideales; Saccharomycopsidaceae
Exons: 1
Coding region: 1-2322 (773 amino acids)
Source: RefSeq, a predicted model, not a curated record
AUGGACCGCCACCAUCCCCAAGACAGUCAAUCAACAUUUUCUGUGGGGAAGCCUUCAUUAUCUACUGGGUUCCUUCCAUCGCCAUCGUCAGCAUUGUUCGAUAGUCAAAUCACUCCAAUGAAAAAUAUCAGACUGUCGACGAUCUCACUUGAUAUUGAUACUGAGAAUGAUCUUGAAUGGAUGCAUCAGAAGAAUUUGUUUGAAUUUGACACUACUGAGCUAGCCGAACUGUUGCUCAAUGAUGAUGGAGAAGACGUGAAUAAUAAUGAUAUCAACAACAAUAGCAAAACAAGUAAAGUCACUCUCCAUUCAACCAACCCAUUUUAUUCCAAAAUGAUCGAGCAACAACAACAACAACAACAACAGCAACAACAGCAACAACAACAGCAGCCAUUAAUGGGAAUGACCAAACUCAUGGUUUCAUCUCAUUCACCAUCACUCUUCUCAACAUUUAGUACCAACAGUACCACCAAAACAUCAAUAGAAUUUUCAUUGUCACUGAGGAAGUUGGUGGUGGCGCCACAAAUUAUUCCCGACAUUACCUACAGCACAGAGUUUAACCAUCACAACUUUGCGGGCGGUUCGACCGAGAAUUUUGUUCCUUUAGAUAAUGACGAUGAUCUUGAUGAAUUGAUGCCAUCUUUGACACAACCGCCAAUGGCUGAAAAGAGUAUGGCGACAGAAAUUUCAAAGAAGGAAAUACCCAAGAAAGAAAUUUCAAAAAAAGAAUUCUCCAAGAAGGAAAUUUCCAAGAAAUUACCAAAGAAAACAUCAAAGAAAACAUCAAAGAAAAAGAAGCCACCUGUCAAAUCAACAUCAGAAAUUAUGAUUCCAAAAGUAGGGUCGAUCAAAGAGCUCUUCAAGAAACAUAAAGAUGAGGGUGAGCCAGUAGUAAAUGACAAGUUUGUGCUUCAUAAGACCUACGACCACUCUACCAAAAGUUCCAUUCCACGACCAAUCCUUCCUGUUGAAGGCCAGGUGCUCGUUAGACAGACCACUGGAGGAACGAUGAUUAAUGAUGAGCUGAAAAAAGAUAACGCAGCCAAUAAACCCGAUAUCAAAGGAUCACCAGUGUCCGUAAAAUACAACAACAGAAUUCUUCAAAAGUUCCCACCGGCGGCUAACCAGUCAAAAUAUGCCAUCAAGUCCACCCCAAUCAUCCACAACUACACCCGUGCUACCCUUUCUCCAGUGGAAUCAAGGUUUAGUAACGAUAAUCAUGCCCCGAAGGCGUUGUUUGUUAAGGUGCCUCAAUCAAUCAGUGAGCUCAACAGCAUGGCCACUCCAUUUAACAGCGCUGCCCCUCCGUUACCAUUUGUUAACAGGGCCUCGGUAAUGCUGAAAGUUGAAGACUCUAACCCGAAAUCUCCCCAAUUCUACUUCGUUAACUCAUUUGACGAGAAUAAUACCAAGAGAAAGUCAGGUUAUAUCAAGACUGAUCAAUUAAUGUCCCCAGCAUUAAGCGAUAUCCUGGAAGACGUUGUCGCUAUCACCCAAAAAUAUAUUUCUGAGCCCUCAUCUCCAAGAUCCCAUUAUCAGCAAUCAUCGCUUGGAUCAAUCACCAAAAAUAAUGAGUUUGCAUUCAACAGCAGCACCAGAAUUCCACAAAACAAUCAUUUCAAACACAUCAAGAGAACCAAUUAUACCUACCAAAAAGUCUGCGUCGAUAAUGCUAACACCGUCACCAUCCAAGUUGCUUCGAAAAAUAAUACAGUUCCUCGCUCGAUUCCUUCCCCAAUUGCCGAGGUAACAGCAGCUUCUUAUUAUUCGUCUCCUCCUCCAAUAAGAGGGACUGCCUCUCCUGUUUCCACUUCCACCGACAAGACUUUGGAUGAUGAUAUGAUUUCCGAACCAGUGGCCCUCGAGGAUGGCGACAUCGUCACCCAAUUAAUCCCUGACCCUGAACUGGAGGCCCUAGAGGCUGAAAUGAGUUGGGAGUAUCGGGUCAAGCAACAUCAUAAAAAAGUGAUGGAUUUGCAAGAUGAAGACCACAAGAACAACCGGUUCUCUUGCACAUUACUAUACAAUAACUUCUACAACGAUACAUAUCAACAGUCGACAAACAACAGAGUGGUGAGUCAAGAUUAUUCGUUCCUUAAGAAUAGGGUUGAACGUAAUAGAAGAUCUAAAUUUGGUUUGGUGAUGGAAGAACUUCCGGAAGAACCAUCAAAACCACCUGUUAGUUUUGCCCAUACUGAAGAUCCCACUCCUGGAUGUAAUGUUUUGGGGACGAACUCUAAUAGUUUAUACUUUGAUCUUCGUAAGUUUAAUGAAACCAAAAAGAAUAAUCUUUUGGGAAUGGUUUCUUGCAAAGGAUAUUGA